Messenger RNA from Arxiozyma heterogenica, 804 nucleotides. RefSeq names its product ESCRT-I subunit protein VPS28 (gene VPS28). The transcript has a single exon. Gene Ontology annotation, molecular function: protein-containing complex binding. Gene Ontology annotation, cellular component: ESCRT I complex. NCBI's taxonomy places the organism in Eukaryota, Fungi, Ascomycota, Saccharomycetes, Saccharomycetales, Saccharomycetaceae. The coding region runs from base 1 to 804 and encodes 267 amino acids. The record is from RefSeq and is a predicted model, not a curated record. Gene Ontology annotation, biological process: protein transport to vacuole involved in ubiquitin-dependent protein catabolic process via the multivesicular body sorting pathway.
AUGUCGGGCCUUGCACCAGUAAAUUUUUAUGGGACUCAAGGAAGUACGAGAGCGUUUCCAGCUGAAUUGUAUAGUGAAGUACCCCUCUUUGAUACAUCCAUUACAUCUCAAAGAAAAGAAACUAUUGAAACAUUAUCUGAAAUAUAUUCCAUCAUAAUAGCCUUGGACCAUGUAGAGAAGGCAUAUUUAAAGGAUUCUGUUGAUACACAUCAAUAUACAAAUGCUGUAAAUAAAUUAUUGGCUCAGUAUAAGACUUAUUUGAAUGAUGCAAAAGUUAGAAAAGAGUUCAAGGAUUUAGAUAGUUUUGUGAAGAGGUAUAACAUUGUGGCCUCCAAUGCCAUUAUAAGACUUGAAAGAGGUAUACCAAUGACUGUAGAGCAUGCCAUUGUUGAUGAUAAUGAAAAUGAUGAUUUUGACAAUAAUAAUGGUGAUAAUGGUAACAAUAAAGGAAUUGAUGACAAGAAUGACGAUAUUCGUUGCAAUAAAAUUAAAGUUAAUAUCAAUAAAAAUAAGACAUUUAACGGUAAAAAUGUUGCUGAGGCUACAGGUAACUUUAUUACUUUGAUUGAUGCAUUGAAGUUAAAUUAUAGAGCAAAGGAUCAACUACAUCCACUGAUGGCAGAAUUAUUAUUAAGUAUUAAUAAAGUUAGUCGACAAGAUUUUGAGUACAGGCAGAAAUUAGUCGAUUGGAUUGUGAAGAUUAAUAGAAUGAAAGUAGAUGAACAAUUAACCGAUACUGAGAUAAGAGAACUAAUAUUUGACCUGGAUGCAGCUUAUAAAAGCUUUUAUACGUUAUUAGAAUGA